Molecule: messenger RNA, 3636 nt
Organism: Thamnophis sirtalis
Lineage: Eukaryota; Metazoa; Chordata; Lepidosauria; Squamata; Natricidae
Gene: MYOT
Product: myotilin
Biological process (GO): dendrite self-avoidance; axon guidance; homophilic cell-cell adhesion
Cellular component (GO): axon; plasma membrane
Molecular function (GO): cell-cell adhesion mediator activity
Source: RefSeq, a predicted model, not a curated record
UGUAAAGGGCUUAGUAGAUUCCCACUACUAAGAAGGGAGGAAGGGAAGGGAGGUGGGUUUUUGUGUGGUAGUUUUUACGAGUUUCGUGUGAAACUAUUGUAGCGGCGGACUUUUAUUUUAAUAGAGGAAGGUGAAUAUUAAAAUAUGCAAGUUGUUCCCUCUCACUUGAAACGGAUUCAAGCGUCUUAGUGCUCCCUUUCGUGGAAGGUUUUGGGUUACACGAGUUGCUGCGUUUUUUUCAUGGUGAAAGUUAGAAAUAGAAGAUAAGAAUUCUUAACCGCUCGAUAAGUUCAUUUAUACGAAAAGUCGAAAUGAAGGGCUCCUUUAAUCGUACGUUUAAAAAAAGCCGAAUAAUUUGAUCUGUCUGAGGAAUGCAUGACCUCAUGGAACCUAGUUUAGCCUCUUCCUAUGAAAGGAAGGCAAUAUACUGGAUGCAGAUAUAGUAGCAAAACAGCUGAUACGAAAUUCUGUAGUGAAAAAAUAGAUAUUGGAGAGAUUUUAAGUGAGAAGAGAAGGAAUAGUCACUAUUAUUUUAUUUUAUUUAUUUCUUCCAGAAGUUUCUUUGUGCUUUGUUUAAAAAAGUACUGUAGCUUGCUCCAUAGAGAUACAUUGAGAAAUUUACCACACAGCUGAAUGUUUGAACUAUUAAUUUUUUUGUUCAAAUGACCGAAUAUUUAAUUAUUUUUUAAAGAACUUCCUAUAGAAUUCAUUUACAAUUUAUAAUAACAAUAACCCAACUAAAGUGUGGGAUUUGUGUAUGGAAAAAAAUGUCUUGACAUGCACAUGUGGUAGCAAUCAUGAUAUAUCAACAUAUUCAAUGAACAUAAUAACUAUGCUUACUCCAUUUAUAGCCAGAUUUCUUGCUAACUAUAUCUGUAAAUGUUCUAUUCUUUUAAUCCUAAUUGAAGCAAAAUGCUGCUUGUCUAGACUCUAGAGAAAAAAAAUGAAAAUAAUUUCCUUCAUGAACUUUAUCUUCAUACUUUAUUUUAAUUAAAAAUCUGCCUCAUAUAGUUUCUCAUUAGUUUCAAAAAUAUUGUAAAAGCUGGUCAGAAAAUUGAGUUAUAGUUUGGCACAUCUUUGGUACUAAGAUCUGGUUAAAAUUAUAUGUAUACAGUACAGUAGUUUCCAUUAUAAGGAAUUUGAGCAUAGUCAGAGGGGGAAAACAUCAUCCUAUUGAUCUUGAGAUUCAUAACAGAGUUUAUUUACUUGGAACUCAAAUUUUGUUUGGUUGGUGGAAGCUUAGCAGUAUAAGCAAAGAACAUGCCUUUGUCAUAAAGUAUUGGUACUGCAUAAUUUUUUAUUUGACUACAUUGUUUUAAGUGGUAUGCAUUGAUAGAAUUCAAUAUCUACUUGUGAUCAUUUUCAUUUACUGUAGAAAGGCUUUACAUGGAUGAAAAGGUAUUGUAAUAAAAUCUGCAUUGCAUCCUUAGAGGAAUGAGUUGUAUCUUUAAAUCAUAAUUAAAGUUAACAUUCACAAAGAUAGUUAAUGCUUUCCAGUGAUUUCAGAAAAAGAGUUUAAUAUAGGUUCAAUUGCCAUGCAGUUAGAAGGCGAGGGUGGGGAUUGCAAUGAAAGUCAUCACAAUAAAUUGGAUAUUCCACAUAUAGGGAUGGGAUUAUCUUCAUCAAGACAGCUACUCUUUGCUGAGGCAGGGAUUCUAUCCUACCUAGGAUCCCUGCCAAGAAAGGCCACAAAAUUUAUCGACUCAUUCUUUCCAACCACCAACCCAAAGUCUAUUUUCACCUUCUAAAACACAGGACAAUUGUGAAAGCUUCCCCAUGAGUGUCAGUAAUCUCCCAUCUGUGUCCUCUAUGUACCAACCUAGCAUGUUUAAUUAUGAGCGUCCAAAACACUUUAUCCAGUCUCAAAAUACAUAUCAAGGGAAGCCACAGCCUCCAGGAUCAGAGACCUCUGCUACGCUUCCGAGCAGGCAAACCAAGCAGUCUUCCAUUUUAAUCCAGCCUUGUAAUCCUAAUGAGAAGAAAUUUACUUCCUCUUCAUCGCUGAGCUCGCCAAUCUCACUCUCUUCACCUUCAUAUAGCGCUUCAUUUCCCGUAACACCCGCAUCUGUACAGUCUCCUGCUAGCUCAUCAUCUGGGCCGAGAAUUUCAUCCAUGCAUAACCAGUCCCCUGCAGCAUUCCUUUGUUCUGUGUUGCCCUCUCACUUUGAUUAUAAUAAUAGCCAAGGUCCUUCCUCGGUGGACUCAAACAGUCAUUCAAAGCCUAUGUACAGCCCGCAAACUGAUAGCCUUAAACAAGUACCAAAGGCUUCUGACAAAGAGAUACAAGGAACGAAAGACGCCCUCAUUCAAGACUUGGAAAGGAAACUGCGAUGUAAAGAUAACCUUCUGCAUAACGGGAACCAACGUUUAAGCUACGAAGAAAGAAUGGCUCGCAGGUUACUUGGACCAGAGAAUGCUGCAUCUGUGUUUGUAUCACAGGAUGAACAAAAUGCACAGGACGCACAACACAACAUGGAAAGUGUACGGCUGCAAGUUCCUCAACAGCACGUAAGGAAUAGGCCAUCUUCAAGGGGAGAAAAAAAUGAUCAAGGCGUAAUUCAGGAGAAAUUUUUUCCACCACGCUUCAUACAAGUGCCUGAAGAUGUAACAGUUGAAGAAGGAAGAUUCUGUAGGCUUGAUUUUAAGGUCAGUGGGCUACCAACCCCAGAUGUGGCAUGGUACCUAAAUGGAAGACUUGUCCACCCAGAUGAUUUUCAUAAAAUGAUAGUAUCAGAAAAAGGCUUCCACUCAUUCAUUUUCGAAGUAGUUCGGGUCUAUGAUGCAGGAACAUGGGAGUGUGUGGCUUAUAACCGUGCUGGAGAAGCUUCCUUUUCAUUGAAAGUAGAUGUUAUUGCAAGAGAACACCGGAAAGCACCAGUCUUCAUCUCUAAAGCACAAAGCACAAAAGUUUAUGAGGGGGAUUCAGCUAGACUUGAGUGCCUAGUGUCUGCUAUCCCCCCACCACAAAUAUACUGGAAAAGAAAUAACGAAAUGGUUCAGUUCAACACAGACAGAAUCAGCAUGUUUCAUGAUGCUUCUGGCAAGGUUUGCUUGCUGAUCCAUGAUGUAACUAAAAAAGAUGCUGGUUGGUACACAGUAUCUGCGGUCAAUGAGGCAGGAGUGGCAACGUGUCAUGCCAGAUUGGAUGUGGCUACACACACGUACAAACCACUUCCAAAUCCAAAGCCGCUGAAGGUUCGACCAACUUUUAGCAAGUAUUUGGCACUUAAUGGGAAAGGUGUGAAUGUGAAGCAGGCUUUUUUCCCUGAUGAAGGAGAAUAUCAGCGUAUGGCAGCACAGUCCGGACUUUUUGAGAGCGACGAACUUUAAUAACAGAAAGAAAGAAAAUAUGUUUUGCCCCUGCAACAGACUAAGGAAACAGUGCACAUAGAUUCAAUUUAAUGGCAAUAGCACUGCUUAGCAAACAUGCUUAAUAUAUUUUUAUUUAUGACUUAACUCCUGCUAUUCCUGCUGCUUUGAAUUUGAUCAAUUUCUACUAAUGCGUGUGCUGUUGCAGAAGGAAAUAGCAAAUGUUUGUACUUUUGAGUUUAAAGGCCAAGAAACUGGGCCUAGUUCAAGCCAGAAAGUUUGAGUGCAUCUAGUUUCAGUCACAAGGUUCUUAUUUUUACUGCUUCA